Meriones unguiculatus (Mongolian gerbil) is the source of this 3825-nucleotide messenger RNA. RefSeq names its product tryptophan hydroxylase 1 (gene Tph1). Lineage: Eukaryota; Metazoa; Chordata; Mammalia; Rodentia; Muridae. The transcript has 12 exons. Gene Ontology annotation, molecular function: tryptophan 5-monooxygenase activity; iron ion binding. Gene Ontology annotation, biological process: aromatic amino acid metabolic process; serotonin biosynthetic process. The record is from RefSeq and is a predicted model, not a curated record. Gene Ontology annotation, cellular component: neuron projection. The coding region runs from base 126 to 1460 and encodes 444 amino acids.
ACGAUGCGCUUCUCCUAUAAGACGCCGCAGCUCGUCCGCAGGUGACCCUCCGAACUCCGGUGGCGCUGAGGUCUUAUUUCCAGCAUUGGAUCCUGCACAUUGGGGUACCUCCAUUCAGACUCACCAUGAUUGACGGCAAUAAGGAGAGCAAAGAGCAUUCCUCCGAAAGAGGGAGAGUGACUCUCAUUUUUUCCUUAAAGAAUGAAGUCGGAGGACUCAUAAAAGCACUGAAAAUCUUCCAGGAGAAUCACGUGAACCUGUUGCAUAUCGAGUCCCGGAAGUCGAAGAGAAGAAGCUCAGAAUUUGAGGUUUUCGUUGACUGUGACAUCGACAGGGAACAGCUGACUGACAUCUUUCCCCUGCUGACGUCCCAUACCACUGUGCUCUCCGUGGACUCGGCCAGUCAGCUUGCUGUGAAGCAAGACGUUAUGGAGAGCGUCCCUUGGUUUCCAAAGAAGAUUUCUGACUUGGAUUUCUGUGCCAACCGAGUGCUGAUGUACGGAUCCGAACUCGAUGCCGACCACCCUGGCUUCAGAGACCACGUCUACCGUAGGAGACGGAAGUACUUUGCAGAGCUGGCUCUGAGCUAUAAGCAUGGGGACCCCAUUCCCAAGAUUGAAUUCACGGAAGAAGAGAUUAAGACCUGGGGAACCAUCUUCCGAGAGCUAAGCCAACUCUACCCGACCCACGCCUGCAGGGAGUACCUCAGAAACCUCCCUCUGCUCUCGAAAUACUGUGGCUAUCGGGAGGACAACAUCCCCCAGCUCGAAGACGUGUCCAAGUUUUUAAAAGAGUGCACAGGGUUUUCCAUCCGUCCUGUGGCUGGUUACCUCUCACCGAGAGAUUUCCUGUCAGGGUUAGCCUUUCGAGUCUUUCACUGCACUCAGUAUGUGAGACACAGUUCAGAUCCUCUCUAUACCCCAGAGCCAGACACCUGCCAUGAACUCCUGGGCCAUGUUCCUCUGUUGGCUGAACCCAGUUUUGCUCAAUUCUCCCAAGAAAUUGGCCUGGCUUCUCUUGGAGCAUCAGAGGAGACUGUUCAAAAACUGGCAGCGUGCUACUUUUUCACUGUGGAGUUUGGUCUGUGCAAACAAGAUGGACAGCUGAGAGUCUUUGGUGCCGGCUUGCUCUCUUCCAUCAGUGAGCUCAAACAUGCGCUUUCUGGACAUGCCAACGUUAAGCCCUUUGACCCCAAGGUUGCCUGCAAGCAGGAAUGUCUCAUCACAAGCUUCCAGGAUGUCUACUUUGUAUCCGAGAGCUUUGAAGAUGCAAAGGAGAAGAUGAGAGAAUUUGCCAGAACCGUGAAGCGCCCAUUUGGAGUGAAGUACAAUCCAUACACACAGAGCAUUCAGGUUCUGAGAGACACCAAGAGCAUAACCAGUGCCCUGAACGAGUUGCGGUAUGACCUCGAUGUCGUCAGUGAUGCCCUGGCGAGGGUCAGCAGGUGGCCCAGUGAGUGAUGGUCUCCAGUCUGGAUCCAGAAAGCCUCUGAGCAUCAGUUCGGGGCCCGGGCCACUUUUUGCUCCCCCGAAGACCUGUGUGAGGAGGGUCAGCAAUCCCAGCUUAUCGAAGUGUGUUACCUCUCUCUGUAAUAAGUCACUCGCCGUGAAAACGCAUACCUGGAUGCUCUAGCCACCACACACUGUUUUGAUUUGUCUUUAGGUACCUGCUAGGGAAAUAUAAUUCACAUACCAUGCAUUUCACCAUAUUCCCAUUUAAAAUAUUAUUUCAUUAAAAUAUAAUUAAAUCGUUCUUUCCCUUCCCUUUCUUCUCUCCAAUCCCUCCCUCUCAGAUUCACGGCCUUUCUACUGAACACCUGUUUUUGAUGGGCAAGUUGUUUGACAGUGGCCAUAGCUGGUCUCAUUGUGAUGCUGUUUUCCUCCAGUCUGCCAUUAGCAAAUGGUCAUGUUGGAUGCCCUGAGAGUGUAUCUGUUACCACCACGGGCUCUGUGACAGCCCAGGCUUGUUCACACACUAGGCUUAAAGGAGACUAGCUGGCCCCACUGCUAGCACGAACAAAAGGACUUUGCUCUAAGCGCGACUAAGAAAACAGCUUCAAGUGCAGUGUGUGACAGGAAUGCAGAGCUCACUAACACUCAGCCAGGCGUGAGGAUGCCUACAAUUCCAGUGCUCUCUGGCACUUUACUUCAAGGUGUCACACUGGGACAUGAAUGGGAAGGCAGUGAGGGAAGAGGGUAGGAAAUGGGAAGGUGAUAGAGUAAGGAAGGCAUCUUGUCUCUUGAUUGUAAUUGUGAGGGCACGAAGGACUGGGGCACAUGUCAGCUUUGUAGCUUUGGCAUAAGCAGCUGUGUAAACUUUGCAUUACUGUGGCAAAGUGCCAGAGGCAGUCCACUUAUAAAGAGGAAAAGUUUAUUUUGGAUGCUUUGGACUAUUGGAAGUUGUUCCUGUGCCUGUGGUGAAGCAAGGCAUGGUGGGAGAAUGUAGCAGAGCAAAGAUAUAAACUUCACAGAGGUUGGAAAGAGAAAGAGGGAGGGAUUUAGAGAAGGAAGAAGAGAGGGAUGGAGGGAGGAGGAGACAUACAGAAACAGACAAGGACACACACACACAGAAAGAGAGUCUAUAGUGCAGUUUGCUACCAGAAUAGGAGUUAAUGUAUUAGCUGCUCUUCCAGAGGACCUGAUUUGAUUCCCAGCACACAUCUAUUACUCCAGUUUCAGGGGUUCCAAUAUCUUCUGGCCUCCAUGGAUAGCAGGCAGGCAUGCAAGUAAUACACAGACAUACACAAGACAAAACAUCCAUACACAUAAAAAAAUGAAAACUCCACUUCUGAUUUUCACAUUAAUAGUAAUUUGUAUUCUGUUGAACAUGUUUCAUCUCAAGCCCACUAGAUUUUUUUUUUUACACUACAUUUAAAAAAAAUCCUUUUAAGAAUUCAGAUGGGCUGGAGAGGGGCUCAGAGGUUAAGAGUACUGACUGUUCUUCCAGAGGUCCUGAGUUCAAGGCUCACAACCAUCUAAAAUGUGAUCUGAUGCCCUCUUCUGGCACACAGGUGUAUAUGCAGAUAGAGCACUCAUAUACAUAAAACAAAUAAAUCUUUAAAAAAAAAAAAGGGUUCAGAGGAAACUCUAUUUCAUUCCAUGCUCUCCAAGGAAGCAGACCCAGGAAGGGUAACUCAGCCAUCUCAGAUUUUCAUAGAUGUACUCACUCUAACAGAUAUUACACACACAUUCAGCAGUAAGUAAAUAUGUUAGUUCUGAGUAGCCUGAAGUACAGUCCAGCUAGUUCAUAGUCUGCUCGGUUACCAGGGAAAGUGCUGUAAAGAAAUCCUAACCAAUAGCAAAUAGAGAUUGCUUUCUGCUGUGUCUGGGUAUUUCCGUAAGACUCCGAUGCUGGAGAGUCAGUUAUUAGCUUUUGAAUGACAGCGCUCAACAUUUGUUCUGACUAAAGCUCUUUAUAAUAAACGGUGAAGCCACAACUUUAUCACUUGUAACUUCAAGAUGGCAGAAAUACUUAGUGGCAGGCUUGACUUUGUCUAGCCUCUGAUUCUGGAAUAUUUGGGAAAUCAGGAUUUUAAAGAAUCUUUUAAUAAUGAUUGGAACAUCAGGACAGAGCUGAACCAAAAGCACCACUUGUAAUUCCCUACCAGAGCCAUUCCUCGGCAACAGCAGUGUGUUUGACUUUAAAGAAAACACAAAUGCUAAUCGUCAGAGCGCCUACGUGCCUUAAGCUCAUACUUUGGCAUUUGGAGUUACAUAAGUAGCAAGAUACAGAAAAAUACACAGAAUUAUUGCUCAUCUUUAGGUUGGCUUCCAAAGCAGAGAAAGAAAAGAGCUGGGACUUCUCAAACGCAAUAAAUAACAGAGA